This is a messenger RNA of Cadophora gregata, 3301 nucleotides long. RefSeq lists its product as uncharacterized. Lineage: Eukaryota; Fungi; Ascomycota; Leotiomycetes; Helotiales; Ploettnerulaceae. Bases 359 to 2332 code for a protein of 657 amino acids. Gene Ontology annotation, biological process: regulation of DNA-templated transcription; DNA-templated transcription. Gene Ontology annotation, molecular function: zinc ion binding; DNA-binding transcription factor activity, RNA polymerase II-specific; DNA binding. The transcript is spliced from 2 exons. The record is from RefSeq and is a predicted model, not a curated record.
CCUGUACCUAAAAUGUACCUAUACCUAUUGGAUCCAUUCCGAACGGCAGCGUAGGGGAUAUCCGACUCCGCUUCCCCCACUGUCACAAUCUUUGAAGUGGCAUGACCAUGCCCUGCCCUGCGACAAAGCACCUGCUUCAAGAGGUUCUAUGUCUUCUCAAAGAUCGCGCCAACGGGAAUAAGAUCUCACCUAAAAGAGACAUUGCCCAACCUCGGGAUUCUACCCGUCUCGACAUCAACGAUACAUCUCCACCCAAUCCCACGCGCGCUCCUGAUCCCGAGACGACCUCGAAGCCCCAGACCACAUUUCUGACAACACCAUAGUAGACCAGAAUGUCAACUCAGCUCCACUUGCCAUUAUGAAGCGGCGGUUCAAUGAAGCGGACCUUGAGCCCUCAUCUUUGAACGACCACGGCAUUGGGAACGACAUUCCCAUCAAGACCAAGAGCCGAGCCUGUUCUGAAUGUAAGAAGCACAAGAUCAAGUGCCAGAUUGAUGACGACCAAGGCAAAUGUCGACGAUGUCGCCGUCAGAACCUCCCCUGCGUGACCAACAACUCUCUUCAGAAAUUCGUCGAUGACGACACUCAGUGGAAAGAUGCGGCAACAGCUCAAGCUUCGAGACUUGAAGCUGCAAUGUCAGAUGUCCUCCGCCACUUACGUCUUCCAAACCUCGGGAAGUAUGGAUCUGGCAACCGCCCACUAGUCACGAGCCGGCCGGUUGAGACAGCAGAGCCAACUCGAGAAAAUUCCAGGGAACCAGAUCUUGAUGGCGGCCGGAUUGUUUCUGCUCCAACGGAUGCCCUGUAUGAAGUAACGAGAAUUCGAACCCUGAGAACUGACCAGCCGUGCGAGACUCUUCAGAAGGACAAUCUGCUUGAAUCAGACUUCAUUGCUAGGGGUGUUCUUGGUCUUGAUGUCGCUGAGAGUCUGUUUGAAUCGUUCAACCAUACCAUGAAUCAACUUCUCUGGGGUGGAGUGGUAAUGAAACACUCAACUCUCGAAUCUGCUAGGAGAUCGUCAUCUCUUUUAUCGGCUGCCAUCCUGACGGUUGCGGCUCUGCAUAUUCCUGGCCGAAGCGGUGCGUUAGAAGCUUGCUACGAGGAGUACACUUCCCUUGUCGAGAAAGCUACGAUCAAACGACGAUGUACCAUGGACGACAUCCGUGGACUUUGUAUUGGCGCAUUCUGGCUUCCAGAUCUGAGUUGGAGGCUGUCGGGACUUGCUGUACGGCUUGGUGUGGAGAUGGGGCUUCAUCAAAGCCUUCUAAGAAUCUCUCGCGGCAAAUCCGACAGCUAUGAGCGACCUCAGCUCUGGUUGCUACUGUAUGUGUGUGAUCACCAAUUUAGCACUACGUACGGGAGGCCACCAAUGAUCUACGAAGACGCUGCUAUUACUGGGUUUGAAGCGUUUCUUCAAUACCCUACAACCAUACCGGGGGAUGUACGACUCAUGUCCCAAGUCGCUCUAUUCAUCCUUCAUUCCACCAUGUUUCGACGAUUCGGAACAGAUAACGAUCAACCAGUUAUUGAGGACGAUUUCGAGCAUCUUCGUCAAUAUAACAUACAAUUGGAUCAGUGGCGCAAUACCUGGGCACCACGCUGUGUUAGCAACCAAUAUGUUCACUCUUAUCCUUCGAAAGGUGUGACACUGCACUACUACUUUGCCAAGUUCCAAUUCAACUCUCUAGCCCUCCGUGCCAUGUGUCCUGAGAGCGUGGCAGCUCUUUCCACUUCUCGUAAAGAGUCUGCCAAUCUCGCUAUCUCGUCUGCAAUAUCAACCCUAUCGUUCGUCCUCGAUGAGCCGGAUAUACGAAAUAACAUCAUAGGCGUGCCACUUUUCGCUCAUACCAUGCUGACAUUCUCAGCCGUCUUUCUCCUCAAAGUAACAUUGAAAUGGAGAGCUAGUCCGACUCAAAGUGUCUCUGAUUCUCCCUUAGCAGGUCUCUGCAUCAACCCCGACGCAGUGGAGGAUCUCGUGGGAAGGGUAAUAUCACUAUUUCAACAUGCAGUUUCUAGUGAGAAGCAUCUCACCAAACACAUCGCAGGCGGCCUGAGCAAGAUGUUAACUUCCUUCAAACUCUCUUUGCAAGACCCGAGACAUAGUCUUCAAGGAAACGAACAGAGCCAGGCUAUAGUCACGCCAGCUUUGCAGGACGAUUACUCUACAAUGACCGCAUCGUUAAUUCAAUCGGAGACCGCCAAUACGCUUUCCAUUGGUAAUGGAUCACCCCCAACAGAUUUCGGAUAUACUUUUGAUGAAGCAUGGCAAGAUUUCCCAGCUACGACCCUGGACUUCCUCACGUCACAGUGGCAAGAAAGCACGAACUUCUGAUAUCCCUGCUUUUAUUAUCAUAACAGUUCUAAAAAUCUGUAUGCUUGAUGUUGUUUUUACUUGGUUCGGGUCCUUCACAAACACUUUGGAAUGAAAUUUAAUUGGAUAUCGCGCUUUGCCAACUAAUAAAAUAGCUCCAGUCCAACAGCACGCCAUGUUUACUACUGCUUACUUCAGCAUACAUAAGUAGUGUAACGCGGCGGAUGUCUGCUAUCAGACUUGAGAGAUGAAUGUAGAUUCUACAAAUGUACAUAGCAUGAAAUUUGCCUCUGCCAAUCAGACAAUUUCAACAACAAGCUUCUUGGCGGAGACCCCUCGGGCUUGGAGGUCCAAUGCUCCCUGGAUACUCUCUAGGCCCUUACCGACAACCCCAGGCUCAGGUCUGCACUUCAUGGUACCAUUCUCGAGUGCGGGCGUGAGCCAUCUGUCCCAGAUAGCAGGUCCGACUUCAUUGUCCUUCAACGAGUCGGCCCAGCCUAGAUUUCCGAUCAUUACGAGGGCUGAUGAAGGAAACUGGAUGAAUCAGACUUAUAGUGUACCCCCCUGUCCUAACGUUAAACUAUAAGGCGACGCUAUCUAUUAUUUAUAUUUAAAAGAGAAGGAUUUCAUACUGUUUUAAAAAGUAAUAAGGGGAUAGCAUGACGCGUUUUUAAUAUAUUAAUAGAGCAAUUAUAAGGAGAAGCUCCUUUAGCACUGUAAAAGCAGCUGCUAAGGCACGAGUAGUAAACUAACGUUAGGACAGGGGGGUACACUGUAUAGUAGCUAAUAGUUACGCCUUCAGGAACCUCGCCUUCAAACUUCAUCGAGUGCGCCAAGGAAGUUACUACGACCUUAUUCUUGGAAUUGUCGCCUAGCUGAGAAGCGAUUCGAGCGCAAGCUUUUAUAGUCUCUGGCGCCAUAACGGCACAGAAAACUCCAGCGAAUGGGACGUUUUUAAGGGUUUGGAUAAUCUCGGCGACCACACCUGGC